AUGGAAACUACUGGUGGGGGGCAAGCUCACGAGCCAUCCGUACAUCGCAUUGUUUGUCUCAGUGAAAUUGCCUCCACUGUCAGCCCACUUUACCGCUACUUUUCCUUUCCAGUUCGUCAUAGUAAGAGUGCAAAAGAGCCUUACGUACCUCCUUGCAUUCGCUGCCCGAAUUGCAAAGGAUGUCAGCUGCAUUUGCAGUUCUGCAGCGGAGCCUACGGGAUGCGACAUGUUCUGGCGUGGAUUCUCCGCAGGCAACCGCCAAAAGCGGGAAAACCUUGGGCCAUCAAGCUGCAUUGUGAUACAGGAGAGAAUGAGGACAACACCCUUUCCAGAUGUUCUGUGUGUCGCUUCGAAGUGGGCCCUGCGGUUAUCACAAAUCACAUCAUUCAUUGUUCGCGGGAGCAAACGAGGGAAACCGCGGAGCGAGGAGGGCGUACUGGCACCUUUGCCGGCAUGGCAUGCCCUCGGCCACUGAACUUUAUUGAUGUUUACUACAGCAUCUUCCUUGCCACCACUCAGAAAGGAAGAGAGAAGAAAAAAUUUAGGAUUGUGCAGCGUACCGCAAUGCGGGCCGUCGCAGCACAAGCAAGGGCACUCUGGGAAAAACUUACCUUCUCUCAAGAGAGGUAUAGUAAGCAGAGGUCAGAAGAAAUAAAAGCAAAGACUGGGGAAGCGGUUGGUCCUCGGCGUGUCCCAGUUGACUGGAGGUGCCCUUGGUUUUUCCUUUCACUUCUUCCGUGUGCUUUGGUGGGCAACGGAGGUAUCACGUUUCGCUUGUGGCUUUGCGAGUUUGACCGCCACAUGAUCACUUCAUACAUCAUUGAAGAUGGAGACUUCUGGCGAGCUAAGCACACGUGCGCCUCGCGAAACGAAACGAAUACUUCGGAGUGCGUUGACGCCACAGCCCCUGCCUCGCACCUCAAUUGGGAGGGCGAAGUGAAGUGCCGGCGCUGCUACCCCCCCGAGUGCUCCUGGGGACUCAUCUCCAGGCGCCACCGAGAAGAGCAAGAUCCGAGGCUUACCAUCCUGCGGGUACGUCGCGGAUGUAUCAAACGGGGGGUAACACGACGGGCGAUGCAAUGUCGUCAUGGCGGCGAUUGGGGCCCCGGCAGAAACGAUGUGGCAUGGGUUAAUAAGCACAAAACACGUGCUCAGUUUAUGGCGCUCUUGGUUGCAUACUUGAUGCGCACAACAGUCUGUGGACCGUACAGGCAGCGUCAUAUCACUUCAGCCCCUUCUUUGCCGUCUGGAGCCCCUUCAGAAGUGAUCUUGGGCACCCUCUGA
Messenger RNA from Trypanosoma conorhini, 1284 nucleotides. RefSeq lists its product as uncharacterized. The record is from RefSeq and is a predicted model, not a curated record. The coding region runs from base 1 to 1284 and encodes 427 amino acids. The transcript has a single exon. Lineage: Eukaryota; Euglenozoa; Kinetoplastea; Trypanosomatida; Trypanosomatidae.